Messenger RNA from Cornus florida, 2098 nucleotides. RefSeq names its product protein disulfide isomerase-like 1-4. The transcript has 9 exons. Gene Ontology annotation, biological process: response to endoplasmic reticulum stress; protein folding. Gene Ontology annotation, molecular function: protein disulfide isomerase activity. The coding region runs from base 186 to 1466 and encodes 426 amino acids. Gene Ontology annotation, cellular component: endoplasmic reticulum. NCBI's taxonomy places the organism in Eukaryota, Viridiplantae, Streptophyta, Magnoliopsida, Cornales, Cornaceae. The record is from RefSeq and is a predicted model, not a curated record.
AGUUAUUCAGUGACAUAGUAACAAUAAUAAAACCCCUUGGGACUUGGGAGUAACGGUCAUCUAAUACUCCGCCCAAUAAAAAAUACAACUUUCCGGCCGGCAGAGUGUAUUGUACAGGAAUUAUAGUCGUCUACAGAAGGGUCUCUCUGCAUUGUCCGGAGGGAGAGAUUAGAGACGCCCCAACGAUGGCGACCAAAACUAUUAUCAUUCUCUCACUUUCACUCAUUAUCUUCUUCAACGUCUUCUUCUCUACAUCUCUCUUCAAACACUAUGACAACGAUGAUCUCAGUUUCAUCGAGGAGGUCGACGGCCACGACUCGUACCAGCCGCCCCCGCCGCCUUGGCCGAUCGACGACAACGACGUGGUUGUGUUGAGGGAAUCGAAUUUCAGCGACUUUGUGGAGAAGAAUCGGCACGUGAUGGUGCUAUUCUAUGCGCCGUGGUGCUAUUUCUGCAAGGCUCUGGCGCCGGAGUAUGCUGCGGCCGCCACGGAGCUGAAGGAAGAGGCGGUGCUGGCGAAGGUGGACGCGACGGAGGAGCUUGGGCUGGCGCACAAGUACAAGAUUCAGGGGUAUCCUACUAUGUUUUUAUUCAUUGGUGGUGUUCACAAGCCUUAUUAUGGUGACUAUUAUGGUCAUAGGAAAAAGGAUGCUAUUGCGACUUGGGUGCGGAAGAAGAUGUGCCCAACCAUAGAAAAUGUUACGACAAUAGAAGAAGCAGAACAUAUAUUGUCAAUAUUGACUGCUGGAUCAAAAAUAGUUUUGGGCUUCCUCGACACCUUGGAGGGUCCAGAAAGCAAGGAGCUUGCUUGUGCUUCAGGACUGGAAGAUGAUGUCAACUUCUAUCAGACUGCUAGUCCUGAUGUGGCUAAGCUUUUCCACAUCAGUCCUCAAUCAAAACGUCCAGCUCUGGUCUUGGUGACGAAGGUGGCUGAAAAAAUUAGCCACUUCAAUAGUCAAUUCACCAAAUCGGGAAUAGCUGAAUUUGUAUCUGAGAAUAAGAUUCCUCCGGUGACCAUCUUUACCAGGGAAAGUGCUCCACUAAUAGUUGAGAAUCCGAUUAAGAAACAGAAUGAGGGAGAUGUAAAAGUAGUGGUUGUCAAUGACUUCGAUGAAAUUGUUCUGGAUGAGUCAAAAGAUGUUCUUCUUGAGAUAUACGCUCCUUGGUGUGGGCAUUGUCAAUCGCUGGAGCCAAUAUACAACGAACUCGCCAAGCAUGUAAGUGGCAUUGAUUCACUUGUUAUAGCCAAGAUGGAUGGAACCACAAAUGAGCACCCAAGGGCCAAGGCUGAUGGCUUCCCUACGCUUCUUUUCUUCCCAGCUGGCAAUAAGAGCUUUGAUCCGAUCACUGUGGACACUGACCGUACAGUAGUGGCGUUCUACGAAUUCCUUAAGAACCAUGCCGUUGCAUUUACUACUAAACAUACACAGGAGAAUAAUAUGUUACAAGCAGCAUUGACUCAUUGAGUACUGUCUUUGCAGUUCUUGAUGAGGAAGCAAACUAACAAUACCCCCCAUUUGGUGGGAGCACAUUUGGUCAUUGAAUCCACCCUGCUACAAGUGAGAUUGUGAUAAUAAAUUCACAGCAAACCAUAUUCUACAAAAGAUUUUAUAAAUCGAAUUAUUUGUGUGGUAUCGUAUAAGUUUGUAGUUUAAUCUGACUCUUAGAGGAAAUGGUGCUGAUUCUUCAGCUUGGUAUCAAACCUGGAUUGUCUUGUAGAUAGUCUUGUUCAGUAAAUAGUUGUUUGAAAUAUGUUAAACAAGAGUGUUGAUUAAUCAAACUGCACAAUUUUAUGCAUUUUCAUAAUCAUCUCUCUUAUUUUGGCUACUAAUGAAUUUUUAUUUCUAUAUUAUGUUAUCAAACUGCACAAAGAUUGCUUGCUGGCUUCUUCAGUAAUGGCUUGAUAAUGACUCUGGAGCGAGAGGCAUAGUUUUGAGGAGGUGUUUGGAUGGAGUGAAAUGGAAGGGAAAGGUUGAAAAUGUAGAGAACGUUGGGCAGUCUUUGUUGUAAUUCAGGGGUAGGUCAUAGGUGCUUAGUAUAUAUUGCUUCAUAAUAUUUAGAAACCUUUCUUUUUAUUUAUUAUUAUUAUUAUUAUUUU